UGCCAUUUGUCUCCGCUGCCAUCUCCCAUCAGCAUCCACAAUUGCAGUCUUUGUUGUCUGAAUGAGAGGACACAUUCUUCCAGAGGGAUGACCUCUCUUCUCCCUGCUGGCCCCGGCACUGCUGACACCAGCCCAGCAGCCUCUCUCUCCAUCUCUUAUUGUCUUUUCUCUCUCAAAGGCCACCAGCAGGAUAUCUGACAUAAACAGAGUGCGUAAAUGACUGUGUCAAGGCAAAGAGAGAACGAUGAAACAUGUGUGUUUGAUUGGGGUUGGAGCUGAAAUCUGCAGGACGAUACCUCUCCAGGGUUGGAAACCCCUGAUAAACUCUUAAAAAUAAAGAUCCUGAUAGAGUUACUCAGACACUGACCGCUGAGGGGUUAUGAUGAGAGAGGGAUAAACACAGAUAAGACAUGCCGAAAAGAAGGGACGUCCUGGCACUCUUUUUGAUUUUGUUACCGUGGACUUUAUUGAUCACAUUUUGGCACCAGCGCGCUGGCAACUCCCUGAUUCCAGUUCCUAAAGAUAACAGAACUAGGGCCAGUAAAGCUCACCAAAGAGGCUUUCGACUUCAUGAGUCCUGCGUCACGGAGAACAAGCGCAUCACUAAGGCCAACCAGAUGAGGUACAUCCACCAGCGACCUCCACCCUGGUCUGACACAUUGCCAACUCUUCACGUAAUAACGCCAACUUACAGUAGACCCGUCCAGAAGGCCGAGUUGACCCGCCUCACUAACACCUUCCUACACGUCCCCAACCUUCACUGGCUGGUGGUGGAGGACUCGGCGCAGAAGACGGCUCUGAUGUCCAGGCUGCUGGAGAACACGGGACUGAAUUACACUCACUUGAAUGUAGAGACACCUGAGAAUCUCAAGACACAAAAGAAGCCCAGAAAUAUACGUAUCCCACGAGGCACCAUGCAGAGGAACCUGGCUCUCCACUGGCUCAGGGAGAACAUCAACCCAAACUCCAUUCAUAAAGGAGUCGUGUAUUUUGCAGAUGAUGACAAUACUUACAGCUUGGAGCUGUUCGAGGAGAUGCGUUGGACUCGUAAAGCGUCAGUAUGGCCGGUCGCCUUCGUCGGAGGUCUCCGAUACGAAUCGCCCAAAAUCAACUCUCAAGGCAAAGUGUUCGGCUGGAGGACGGUGUUUGACCCUCGUCGACCUUUUGCCAUCGACAUGGCUGGGUUUGCCGUGAACCUUCAGCUCAUCCUUCGCAAACCUCAAGCCUACUUUAAGUUAAAAGGGGUAAAAGGUGGAUACCAGGAAAGUAGUCUGCUACAGGAUCUGGUCACCCUCAGUGACCUGGAACCCAAAGCCGCUAACUGCACAAAGAUACUGGUUUGGCACACCCGGACAGAAAGACCCUUGCUUGUGAAUGAAGGAAAAAAGGGAUUCACGAAUGGCAGCAUGGAAGUAUAAUGAACUGCUUUCAUACUGUUUUUGAAGUUGAACGAAGCCUAAGUAUCUGUAACAGAAGUAAUAAAACAUAUUGUUUACUGCAUUGAAUGUAAACAAUCAGAGACACAUUGAAGUAUUUGACUUAAGGCUGGAA
Molecule: messenger RNA, 1551 nt
Organism: Sinocyclocheilus rhinocerous
Lineage: Eukaryota; Metazoa; Chordata; Actinopteri; Cypriniformes; Cyprinidae
Gene: b3gat1b
Product: beta-1,3-glucuronyltransferase 1 (glucuronosyltransferase P) b
Exons: 7
Coding region: 411-1418 (335 amino acids)
Biological process (GO): chondroitin sulfate proteoglycan biosynthetic process; carbohydrate metabolic process
Cellular component (GO): Golgi membrane
Molecular function (GO): galactosylgalactosylxylosylprotein 3-beta-glucuronosyltransferase activity
Source: RefSeq, a predicted model, not a curated record